This is a messenger RNA of Prunus armeniaca (apricot), 465 nucleotides long. Lineage: Eukaryota; Viridiplantae; Streptophyta; Magnoliopsida; Rosales; Rosaceae. The record is from the annotation of a GenBank genome assembly.
AUGUGGCAACACGGGUAUGGGCAAGCUUGGACCAAAGUCCGGAAGGUCUAUUUUUCAUAUAAUCUUCAAGGGUCCCAUUGGGUUGCAAUUGAAAUUGACUUCGUGAGUACAACUGUGUAUGACUCCUACCUUGCUUUUACCUCAACUUCGAAGCUGGUCAAAUAUCUACACCCUAUUAGUGAUACUCUGACACGGGUGCUAUACGAUAUGCACUUUUAUAACGCUUCUGAGGUUGAAGAGGUUAAGCAAGAGGGGAUGAAAAAGUCCACGUUUACGCCAUUCAUAGUUUGUAGCAUUAGAGAUGUGCCACAACAACGUGAUGGUACCUCUUGCGGAAUCAUGACAGUCAAAUUCAUCGAGCAUCUCAGUGCCGACAUUUCGGUGGAUAAAGUUGACCAUUCGAAGAUCACAUAUUACCAACUCAAGCUUGCAAUAGAGGCUUUAAGGAGGGAGGCAUAUAUAUGA